UCUCCAACUAAAACAAAAUAAACAGAUAAGAACGAAAACUGCUCCUAACGUUGUGUCCCGCUCGAUCUCGUCGUCGUUCCCCUCCCCACUCUCUCUCUCUCUCUCUCUCUCUCUCUCUCUCUCUAGAUCAUUCGCUCCUCCACGAAAAAAAGAAACCCUAAACGGAAACCCUAAUUUAUUUAGGGUUUUACAUGAGGGAUUGAUUGAGGGGAAAGAAACAGAAAAAAGACAGUAUAUAUAUAAGAAGAAAAAGAUGCGGCCGAGUUGGUCGCAGAGCUCGCUAGGUUUUCUUCUCAAGUUCUUGAACUAUCUCCAGAGCUUCGUUGGGGUCUCCAUCGUUUUAUACUCCGUGUGGCUGCUUAGCUUGUGGCGUCGCCGCAGUUCCGAUCUCCAUGAGCCUACAAUCCCAUGGCUUGUGUGGACUCUGAUGGGUUUUGGAAUUUUGGUGUGUUUGAUCACUUUUGUGGGUCUAAUCUCUGCAGGAGCAGGCAAUGGUUGCUUCCUCUGUUGUUAUGCUGCACUGAUAGUUACACUCAUUCUACUAGAAGCAGCUUCAGUGGGUUACAUAGUAUUCAACAAACAGUGGGAACAAAGUUUUCCCCAUGAUGCUACUGGAGAACUGAAGAUAAUUCGCACCUUUAUCGAUGACAAUCUUGAUUUCUCUAUCUGUGUUUCUGUAAUUGUGGUGGUUGUUCAGGCGCUUUCGCUUGUGCUGGCAAUGCUAUUGAGAAACAUGGUUCUGCCGAGGAGGCUGGAGGACGAAAGCAACGAAGAUAUCCCUGUUUCGAGAAAACCACUGCUCGGUCCACGUCCUGACGCUUCAACUUCUAUCGAUCGAAGGAUUAGCGACGAUUCGCUGAUUUCACAGAUUAGGCAGAAGUUUGGAUUCGAGUCAGGGCAGAUUUCGGAGGAUGUCGGCGAAAAUCGGUUUCCACAAUUAGCCACAAUGCCGAGGAGCUAGAAGAUGAUCCUACUGUAAAUAUAACAAGAGGGGGAAAAAAAUUUAGUUUGUUCUGCAGCUUCUGCUUGGAAAGUUUUGUGAAUGUUUUAACUUAAAUAUCUCAUGACAACAAAUUCACCUUUUAGAAGAAAAAAAAUAAAAAAAAUACAUGACAAAUUCGCGAUUCUUGCCCUUGUAUAUAGAGAGAGUUGUUUUGAUCAUGUGAAUUAGUUGAUUUUGUGAUGUGAUAUUGAAAUUGUGGAGAUUGUGAUGGAUUAUCCUUAUGCUGAAUAUAUGUUUGAAAAUUCUGGGAUAA
This is a messenger RNA of Ananas comosus (pineapple), 1256 nucleotides long. RefSeq names its product tetraspanin-18-like. NCBI's taxonomy places the organism in Eukaryota, Viridiplantae, Streptophyta, Magnoliopsida, Poales, Bromeliaceae. Gene Ontology annotation, cellular component: membrane. The record is from RefSeq and is a predicted model, not a curated record. Bases 254 to 961 code for a protein of 235 amino acids. The transcript is spliced from 6 exons.